Molecule: messenger RNA, 4091 nt
Organism: Linum trigynum
Lineage: Eukaryota; Viridiplantae; Streptophyta; Magnoliopsida; Malpighiales; Linaceae
Source: the annotation of a GenBank genome assembly
AUUCAUGUCUUCCAGUCGGCAAGUUUCUUCCUUAUAUAAUAUAUGCCUCCCUAGGCGCCAUCAUUAUUAAAUCCCAGCCUCCAAUCUUCCAGCUCCUUCUGAACAUGUCCGAACCUCUGCAUCGACUUCUCUGCAGAUCUACCUCUUUGCUCCCGUUCGCGAUUUGGACGGGAGGAUUCGGCUUCGAUGGUAGCUCUGUGGGCGAUUUGCCCUCGAUGCUUGGUUGCUCCCACGGAUCCGCAGAUAUCGACCUCUUGAGUAUCGUGUAUCAGCUCUGCUUCUAUGCCGGUAUGUCUAUUUUCUAUGGAAUUUUGAUUUGUUUGUUUUUGGAUAUGUUUGAUCUAGCUAGUUUGUUCUUUCGGGAAGUACGUCUCCUCUUAUUUAGCCUGCUUGUAUGGAGGUUUCGUUGCUUAAUUUUGUGAUAAUGGAUGAUUCAUAAGUCUGCCGCUCAGGUAUUUUGCUGAUGGGUUUAAUUGGAGUGGCGUUUGCAUGCUUGAUACUGAAUCGCACGCUAGUUUCGGUGUUAGGGUUUGUACUGUUGAUUUGCGUUUGAUCGAUCAGUACUAGUUGUGAAUUUUCUUCUUGAUCUUGUAUUUGGAGCUGGUUGGUUGUUUUGGAACGGUUUACAGAAGAGUUCCGUUGCUGCUGAUAUGGUUGUUGAUGUCUUAUCGUGCCUUCUUUUCAUAGUGGUUGAUUCUAGGGAGUUCGAGCUUGGAGGGAGACGAUAUGAACUUCGAUCAUGGUGAGAUCAGGGUGUGUUCUUCAGCUAGCCGCCCGCCUGCUUAUGAUCUGAUGAUCGGUGACGAAUUUUGCCAGCUAGAAUUGAGCUAGCUGGAAGGGUUCGUGAAGGUUACUGUGCUGGAACACGGUUUGUGAUUUUAUUUAUGUCUUCAUUCAAUCUGUCCAUCGUGUUGCUCAGAAGACAAUUAGGGGGUUCUUUUUUUAAGCGUUACUUUUGCCUGUGACGUUGUUUGUCAAUCGACCUUUGCCAUGUUGGGUGCGCUCGCAUGGCAGGUCACUGAUACCCUAAUAAAAGAAGCAUUUUUCGGGUUUGGAGGGGGGAGAUGGCACAGGGGUAUUCUUUCUUAGUGAAGUAUUUUCGACCCCCGGCUCUCCCUCCUCCAUGUGGGUGUGGGUGUGUUGUUGUGCUCCUCUUUCCCCCUUUUCCUUCAUUUCCAUUCAAUAGUUACUCACUGCAAGGCAACCGGGACAGAACAUGCAUACAGGGAACCAGAAUAACCUUCACAGGUACAAAUUUCCUUGUUCCUGCUGCUUAAUUCCACGAUCUUAUACAUAGAUAGGUAUUUGAUCAUCUAUUUUCAAUCUGCAUCCGUGAGAAGUACAUUUGCAGCAGUAAUCAACUCAGCCAGAUGUUUAAGUUAACGAAUACCUGCCCCUAAUUGACAGGUCUGUUGGUUAUUCUACCUGAAACUGUCUUUUGGGCACAGUUCAUAUAGUUGCACUAGUGAAAUCUAUCUACCAUCUCAGGACUUGCCUAAAGAAGUGAAUCUUAUUGAAUUAGUUUGGGGAAAAUCCAACUCUAAUCAUAACCGAGAAAGAUAAUACAGCUGCAUCUCGUAAGCAUUAUGAGUUACAUGGUUGUAUCAUUUUCUCUGUUGCCAUUCAAAUCAAAGUUCACACGAUAAAUGGACCGCCCCAUACUCGACACCUAUUGGUUUGAUACAGCUAAUGUUCAUGGCAGCAUUCGCUUUUUGUCUCUGUCUGUCUUAAAAGAAUUUUCCAUCUUUAUUUGAUUGGAUGUGUAUUACUUUGUCAGUAUUGCUUGAACUGCAUCUGUUUGUAUUGCGGCAGCAGCUGUUGGCUGCUUAGUAAGGGCAUGUAUUUUCGUAGUACUGUUAAAGCUAUUCCAUUUGUGCUGUACUUGUGCCCAUUAAGGCCAGUUGAAAAUAGGUUGUAAAACGUGAAGAUGGUAUUGAGCUUCUUCAUCAAGGGGGUUACUUGGGUAAGGUUGAUGAAGUGUGGCUAUCUCAAAGGUGGAGAUGCUGUAUCUGGUUUGCUGGAGCUGUGGUGGAGAACUUUGUAUGAGAGCUGCUGUUCCUGUUCAAUUGGAGCAGGCAACAUAUGGUUGUCUGUAAAUGAUUCCUGCGACCGAAUGUUAGAUUUGAGGCACGGAGCAUGGAGGGAGAAAAGUGCCCUACCAAAAAAGCAACAGACAUGGUCUUGUGGUGAUAGUUUUGAGUUCUUGCGUCAAGUGCUUCAAUAACACGAUCUGCAUUGGUGAUUGAGGCUGGCGUCCCAAGGGUUUCAUGGCAUCUUUUGCAUCAAUGAGUAUACAAUUUCUUUUCCCCAACUUCCCCUCAUCGGCUCUUGCUAUUUAUUCGCUUCAGUUUGCUGAAAUAUUAUUUGCUUUGGAUUUGGAUUUGAGAUCGCAUGUUUGAGUUUGAAUCAAGUGAUCCAGUUCUAGGAGCAGUCAUCCGUUUGUUGAUGGUUUCCAGUACGUUGCUAGGGUAUCCAUGUUUGUGCUAUUCAGGCCCUCAUGGUAAUAGGAAUGUGGCUGGUUUGGUUCAAAUUGUACCGAGCUGCAAACCACCCAUUAUUCUGUACAGCAGGCCACACUUGGAGUCAAAUUUGCGGGUUUUUGCUUGUACGUUGGGUAAUAGGUGUAGUUUUACUGGACUAAGCUGCAAUGGAAUUGAACCAUGAAAUGGGAACCAAUUCAGUGCGGUCAAGAUAACCACUAUCCAGCACCUGAACAAUGGUUAGAAUGGUUGCGGUUCAGCUCGGUUAUACGUGAUUGGUUGCCCCUCCCUACGCCAUAAUUAUGGCCUGCUAUGCCUAUUUUGGUGUAGUUUUUUCAAGGUAUAUAAAUCGUCUGUGGUGGAUCUAUCAGCUCAAAGUGGUUAGAGCACCUUAGGCCGUUGGGCUUGAGGAGGAUGGUGGUUCGAAUCCAUCUGGAUCCGUUUUCAUAUUUGGUAUUGGCAAUCCACUGCUAGUUCUAAACACUGGAGCUUUAAAAUAAUUGAUUGGUUGGUGGUGCGUUUUUUUAAUUUUAUUAUUUGACAGGUAAUAUCAACUGAUUCCACAACGUUUCAGUUAGCUUUCAGAAUGGAACGGCGAGACUCUGUAUUGAAAUGGCGGCGACCUCAACGUUUCAGUUAGAUUUCAGAAUCAGGCCGACAGGUGGGGCAGCCAUGACUCUGUCAGUGGAUUAUCUCCUCUUUCAUUUAAUCAAAUGCUAUUGUUAACUUAUACAGUUCACACUCUUUGGCGGAAAAAAUCCCAAAGUACACUAGUUCUUAAAAAAAAAUUCCCAAAAUACAUAAGUUAUAAAAAAAAUUUCCAAAGUACACAUGUUUGAGCAUCACCGUGUUAGACAAAGGCGGUGAAGGUCAUCACCGCGUUUGACGAAGACUAUGAGUAGGGGUGUGCAAUGGUCCGGUCCGUACCGGACCACACCGGACCAAACCGUUGUUAAGACCGGACCGGACCAGACCGAGUAAAAUACGGUCCGGUCCUUGGUCCUAAUGAAUUUUAUAAUUACUGAAGAAAUGGUGGACCGAGCUCAUAUUUGGACCGGACCGAACCGGACCAAAUGGACCGAAUGCAAGAAUGGUCCGGUCCUUGGUCCUAACAUGUCUUUCACUAAUGGACCGCGGUUCUCAUGAGUUUGGUCCGGUCCGGACCGAACCGAACCGUUGCACACCCCUAACUAUGAGUACUUCACCGUUUUAAACUAAAACGGUGAUGUAUUCACCGUUUCAAACUAAAACGGUGAAGGGUUCACCGCGUUUGUUAAAAACGGUGAACACCUCACCGUCUUAAACAAAAACGGUGAAGCCUUCACCGUUUUUGCUGGACACGGUGAAGUGGCUGACGUGGACAGCACGGGUAUUCACCGCGUUAGACAAACACGGUGAAUACCCCGUGUUUGUUUGCGUCAGCGAUCCGCGUCAGUGUGCUUUCACCGUGGCCGUCAGAUGCGGUGACGCGGAUUGUGGUUUUCUUCCCACGAUCCGACGCCUCACAACACGCCACGUCAGCUCUGCCUUCACCGCGUUUGGUUAAAGCGAUGAGUUCACCGCGUUCAUCAAACGCGGUGAAUGUUCCCCUAAUAACUGCGCAGCAGCUCC